Messenger RNA from Nanorana parkeri, 1149 nucleotides. RefSeq names its product SRY-box 11 (gene SOX11). Gene Ontology annotation, molecular function: DNA-binding transcription activator activity, RNA polymerase II-specific; RNA polymerase II cis-regulatory region sequence-specific DNA binding. The coding region runs from base 1 to 1149 and encodes 382 amino acids. Lineage: Eukaryota; Metazoa; Chordata; Amphibia; Anura; Dicroglossidae. The transcript has a single exon. Gene Ontology annotation, biological process: anatomical structure morphogenesis; negative regulation of transcription by RNA polymerase II; positive regulation of transcription by RNA polymerase II. The record is from RefSeq and is a predicted model, not a curated record.
AUGGUGCAGCAGGUAGACAGCCUGGAGCUGGACGGCGGCCACCCGACCGAGGAGGAGGGAGAGUUUAUGGCCGGCAGCCCGGCGGCGCUGGACGAGAGCGACCCGGACUGGUGCAAGACCGCCACCGGGCACAUCAAGCGCCCCAUGAACGCCUUCAUGGUAUGGUCCAAGAUCGAGCGGCGGAAGAUCAUGGAGCAGUCCCCGGACAUGCACAACGCCGAGAUCUCCAAGAGACUAGGCAAGCGCUGGAAGAUGCUCAACGACGGCGAGAAGAUCCCCUUCAUCCGGGAAGCCGAGCGCCUCCGGCUCAAACACAUGGCGGAUUACCCCGACUACAAGUACCGACCCAGGAAAAAGCCCAAGCUGGAGGCUUCUUCCAAGCAGCAUGCCCUGGGGCAAUCCCCAGAGAAGAGCCCCGGGGCCAUCAAGGGGGGCAGGAGCUCUGCCAAGAAAUGCCCCAAGAUGAAGUCCACCAGCAGCAGCAGCAGCCCCACCACCUCCACCACCAGCAAGCUUGGAGCCAACUCUCCUGGCAUGGAGGACUGCUUGUUGGGCAACCUCAAGGUGACCAAGGCUGUCAAGUGUGUCUUCAUGGAUGAGGAUGAUGAGGAAGAGGAGGAUGAGGAUGAUGAGCUGCAGAUGAGGAUCAAGCAGGAGGAAGAGGAUGAGCAGCUCCCGCAGUACAAUGUGGCCAAAGUGCCGGCCAGUCCCACCUUAAGCUCCUCUGCGGAGUCCACAGAAGGGGCCAGCAUGUACGAGGAGGUGAGCGGGGCCAGCAGCAUCAGCACCAACAGUAGACUCUAUUACAACUUCAAGAACAUCACCAAACCCAGCACAGCACAACCCACCAUCACCCUGGCCCCAUCCCGCUCCAUCUCCUCUUCUACCUCAUCCAGCAGCGACAAGGACGAUCUCCUCUUCGAUCUCAGCUUGAACUUCACACACAACCCUCAGGCAGCACCCGAGCUGGGCAACUCCAACUCAGGAAGCCUUUCCCUCUCCUUGGUGGACAAAGACUUGGACUCUUGCAGCGAAGGUAGCCUAGGCUCCCACUUCGAGUUCCCAGAUUACUGCACCCCAGAGCUCAGCGAAAUGAUUGCAGGGGACUGGUUGGAAGCUAACUUCUCAGACUUGGUCUUCACCUACUAA